Messenger RNA from Capsicum annuum, 1050 nucleotides. RefSeq names its product receptor kinase-like protein Xa21. Lineage: Eukaryota; Viridiplantae; Streptophyta; Magnoliopsida; Solanales; Solanaceae. The record is from RefSeq and is a predicted model, not a curated record. Gene Ontology annotation, biological process: protein phosphorylation. The transcript has 3 exons. Gene Ontology annotation, molecular function: ATP binding; protein kinase activity. Bases 1 to 1050 code for a protein of 349 amino acids.
AUGAAACAAGUUCAAAUCCAAAAGAGUGAAGGCAAUCCAAGUCAAGAUAGGAAGGACAUCAAGGCAGUCCAAUUUAAACUAGGAAACAAGGAAAGGCAACAGAAAUUAAAAGACGGAAAAGGCAAUCCAAUUCAAGUAAGGAAAGGAGAUCAACUGAAGGUUUCAAUUAGGGUUGCUAUAAAUACAAGGAAAAAGAUCAAAGCACGGUAUAGAAGAGGUAAAAGUGCUCCUCCGCAAGCAGAUUCAUUGUCUACUGUAGCAAGAGAAAGGAUUUCAUACUAUGAACUUCUCCGAGCAACUAAUGUGCUUAGUGAUAGUAAUUUGAUUGGUUCUGGAAGUUUCGGCUCUGUUUACAAAGGUGUUCUCAGAAGUGGAACAACCAUCGCAGUUAAAGUGUUUAACCUGCAACUAGAUGCGGCAUUGAAGAGUUUUGAUACGGAAUGUGAAGUUUUGCGUAGCCUUCGCCAUAGGAAUCUCGUUAAAGUCAUUAAUAGUUGUUCCAAUCUUGAUUGCAAGGAUACAGUGCUCAAGUAUAUGCCUAAUGGAAGUCUUGAGAAGUAUUUGUAUUCGCACAAUUGCUUCCUCGUCAUCAGGCAAAGACUAAGCAUAAUGAUAGAUGUGGCAUGUUCUUUGGAAUAUCUUCACCAUGGGUGCUCAUCACCUGGGAUUUAUUGUGAUCUAAAUCCUAGUAAUGUCUUCUUUGAUGAGGAUAUGGUUACCCACCUAAGCGACUUUGGCAUCUCAAAACUGCUUGGUGAAGAUGAGUUUGAUUUAUACACCAAAACACUAGCAACAUUGGGUUAUAUUGCACCAGUUGCUGCCAAUUACGGUCUCAAAUGGUGCACUAGUAAUGGAUAUACUAAGCUUCACUUGGAACUGGAUUCGCUAAUCAUCGUUGACAUUCUUAGAAAUUUGAAAUAUCACACUGCUUUCGAGAAGCUAAUGGUGUGGCAGACUUGUUUGCUAAACAAGGAUCCUCUAGCGGGAAUAAUACUUUUUAUUCUUCUCCUCAACAACUUCCCAGAGAAGUGCAGGGGCUAUGCCGACUAG